Molecule: messenger RNA, 1183 nt
Organism: Hevea brasiliensis (rubber tree)
Lineage: Eukaryota; Viridiplantae; Streptophyta; Magnoliopsida; Malpighiales; Euphorbiaceae
Product: photosystem I assembly factor PSA3, chloroplastic
Exons: 3
Coding region: 38-898 (286 amino acids)
Biological process (GO): photosystem I assembly
Source: RefSeq, a predicted model, not a curated record
AUAUCUCAAACUACAUAAGCUGCCACAUUUCACAGCCAUGGUGGUUGUGAGUCUUCUGAACCCAUCUCUCCACACCCAAACCCUCGCUUCCUGCAACUUCAUUUCACCAUUUCUGCACCAUUUCCACCAAAUCUACACUAAUUGCAGAAGACCCACUAGACAAGAAGUGCAGAACUCUAAUGGGUUGCUUUCUGUUACAGCUUACAUGGAGAACCCCAACUCCAUUUCCAGUUUUGCCAGCAAAGUCAUUGGUUCUCUCCCUGUAAUUGGCCUUGUAGCUAGAAUUUUCAGCGAUGAAGGUGGUGUUGGUGGUGAUAUCAUUGAUUUCGCAGAGUUUAGGAGGAGAGUGGGCAAGAAGUGCACAUUCAAUGAUUCUAGAGCUUUUUAUGAGUUCCAGGAUCGGAGAGGCAAGUCAGGGGAUCCUUUGUAUGUUCUAUUGUGCUGUUGGCUAGCAGCUGUUGGUGCUGGUCUUCUCAAAUCUGAAGAGCUUUUGGAAGGGGCAGCAAGGCUUCGGAUAUCAAAUGAUAUUGAAUUUGAAGAGCAGAAUUUCAUUUCAUUGAUGAAUGAGGCAAGAGAGAAACGAGCAAAAUUAAAUGUUGCAACCCCUAAUAUCCCCAUGGACAUACGAGCUGAGAAGGCACUUGAGGCAAUUUAUGUAUGCUGCUUCGGGAGGAAUCCUAUAGAAAAGGAAGAUGAGGAAUUGCUGUGUGUCAUGCUGAGUGCUGUUUUUCCAUCGGUUGAGCAGGCAGAAAUACAAAGGAUUGUCAAAGACAUGGCAAAGAAAGUGGCUGAAGGUAGUGAUGAGGUCAAUUUUCCAGAGCCAAAGAACUUGCCAAAAGAAGCUGUACAGUUGCAAAUGAAAGACCUUCAAUUCCUUAAACAAAAUACAGAGACUUAAAUGGAAAUGCUAUUGUUAAUGCUACCACAACUCCUGAGUGAAUGCAUAAUGAAGAAUUCCAAGGCUAUGUGCUUGAAGUUUUGUUGCUUAUGUUGCAUGUAAAAUCAUAAACUGUACUCAGAAGUCAGUAGAAGAAAAAGACAAAAGUCCCACAAAUUCCAUUGCCAUUUUUAGAAUGUGGCAGGGAUGUGACCUGGUAGAAAACAGUUGCGAGUUGAUUUCUUUCUUAAGCUGUUGUAGCUACACAACUAAAGUAACUAAUGAAAUUGACUGAAUGUCUUAUCC